CCAGCACCCCACCCACCAGAAACAUCUGGAGCCGAGCACACACCAGAAUCCUCCAACUUUCUGAACCCAGAUCAUACUGAGACUAAAGGACAAAAUAAAGAGGCUCUUUUCACUCUCAUUUACGAAUCUGCAACAAGAAAACAUGUAAAAGUGCGUGAGAUUCAAGUCUAGACACAGGGCAGUUGGGAAAAUUGUGACAAAGGGUGAAGAGAAGAAUUUAGUGGAUUGUGUAGAGUACUGCAGCUGAACGUUAUUUUCCAGCAGUAUCAAUUUUCAAACCUGCCUAAAAGAGUUUUACAGACUCGGUUUCCUGCUUAAUGGCUUCCAAAGACGUGAAGAACAGGGGCGGGAAAUCUCUCAAGGAAGUCCAGACAGUCACUGAGGGUUUGAAGUUUCUCUACCGACAAAAGUUGCUUCCUUUGGAGAAGUAUUACGGCUUCUCAGACUUUCACUCUCCCAGUCUGGAAGAUGCAGACUUUGACAACAAGCCCAUGAUCCUGGUGAUGGGUCAGUGUUCAACGGGGAAGACGACUUUCAUUAGGUAUCUUCUUGAACAAGACUACCCAGGAGGUAGAAUUGGGCCUGAACCUACAACCGACUGUUUCACUGCUAUCAUGCAUAAGAAUGUUGAGGGGGUGAUCCCAGGCAAUGCUCUUGUUAUGGACCCCAACAAACCUUUCCGCAAGCUCAAUUAUUUUGGCAACACCUUCCUCAAUCGGUUCCAGUGUGUGCACUUUCCAAACCAGGUCUUGGAAAGCCUCAGCAUCAUUGACACACCAGGAAUUUUGUCCAGCACGAAGAAAAGGAUGAGCAGAGGCUAUGAUUUCCCAGCAGUCCUCCGCUGGUUCGCUGAACAUGUGGACCUCAUCAUCCUCCUGUGCGAUGCCCACAAACUGGAGCUCUCAGACGAGUUCUCACGCUCCAUCGUGGCCCUACGUGGACACGAAGACAAGUUGCGCGUGCUGCUCAACAAGGCCGACAUGGUGGACUCGCAGCAGCUGAUGCGGGUUUACGGUGCGCUGAUGUGGUCGCUGGGCAAAGUAAUUUGCACCCCGGAAGUCCUAAGGGUCUACAUCGGCUCCUUUUGGUCCUCUCCAUUCAGGACAUCAGAGAACCGCGUGCUGUUUGAGCGAGAGGAAGAAGAUCUUUUUAACGAGAUCCAGAACCUACCUCGAAACUCUGCCCUGAGAAAACUUAAUGACCUGGUAAAGAGGGCACGACUUGUGAGGACUCAUGCUUAUAUAGUUAGCUUUCUGAAAGAGGAAAUGCCCUUGUUUCGCCGAAAUAACAAAAAACGUGACCUGAUUUAUGACCUUCCAGUCGUUUUCUCAAGGAUCCAACAGCGGCAUCAGAUCUCAGCUGGUGAUUUUCCUGAUUGUGCAAAGAUGCAGGAGCGACUAAUGGAUUGUGACUUCACCAAGUUUAAAACCCUAAAACCCAAACUCAUAGCAAGCCUGGAGGAGCUCCUAACGACCGACAUCGCUAAGCUGAUGCCACUUCUGCGCCAAGAGGAACUCGUGAUAGCUGACCAGCCUGGCGUCCAAGGAGGUCCUUUACCCGGAACGAACAGAGGCCCUUUUUUUGAAGGGAACCCGUUCUAUUAUUCAGGAGCCAGUCAAGAGUGUGAGGAACUGAGUGAAGAAGCUUGGGUAGUCUCUAAAGAUAAGCCAAAAUAUGAUGAGAUCUUCUACAACCUGUCUCCUCAGGAUGGCAAGCUCAGCGGGAUCAAAGUAAAGGACUGGAUGACCAGCACUCGGCUGCCGAACUCGGUCCUUAGCCGAAUUUGGAAGCUGUCAGAUGUGGAUGGAGAUGGCAUGCUCGAUGAUGAAGAGUUUGCUUUGGCCAGCCACCUUAUUGAGGUGAAAUUAGAGGGCUUUGGGCUUCCUCCCAAGCUCCCUGCUGACCUGGUCCCACCUUCUAAAAGAAGACGUAAAACCUCGAGCACAGAGAACAGGGAAGACUGCAGGGAAGCUUAGACGCUUGUCUUUAAAUAUACAGCUUUGUUCUGAUGCUAGUUCGAGUGGAUGAAUGAUGACUGAGCAAGGUUUACUCACGAAAGAUUUCUAUGACUUAUGCACUUAAAAUCAACUCUUGGUUGUGUCUAGCAUAUAAAAGUUCCAUUUUUGUCAUUUUUAGUAAAAUAUGAAUUGAAAUAAUUUUAUAUUUUGCCAAUAAUCCCACAAUACAGCAAUGUACCAUUAUUUAAAAAAUUCUUAAAUUUGGACUCAGCAGAACAAUUGUGUAAGCUUAUUAAUACAAUAAAAUAACUAUAACAGCUAUAACAACAGUAGUUAAUGAUGGUUAACAGUUCUCUUCAUCAUUAUCAUCAUCAUUUCAUGAAAAAAAAUUAAUAAAAUCACACUUCGAGGGUCAACAUUCAACAACAUUUAGAAGCAGUGAUGUAAAAUACACUGAUCAGCCAUAACAUCAUGACCACUGAGUUCAGGGCCAGCCAGUGCAGUUUCAUAAUAUUCAAAUAAUGCUGGAUUAGUACAAUUUGCAAAAACACCUCCCAGUUGAUAUGCACUGAGAGGUUUGUUCUCUUCUAAAAGUCUUAAAAAACACAUGUGUAAACAUCUGUAUUGUGUAACCGCAUAUCGGUCUUGACCAACCCAGUCUAUGUACUUUCUAGCCUGGUCAUGAUGACUUGGGGUUAGCCGUUGGGGUUUUCUUUUCCUCAAUCUAAUUGUACUUUGUCAGCUCAUUUGUAUGGUUGAAUUGUUUUGUUUUACUUGAUGGUUUGCUAAUUGUUGUUACUUCGACAGAAUAUUACACUGUCAUUCUGCCACUUGAUCAGUUGGCACUAUAACUUUCUUGUCUAGAAAUUCAGCACUUCUUGUACCUGACUUUUGCACUUGUUCUACGUCGCUCUGGAUAACAGUGUCUGCUAAAUGCCUGUAAUGUAAUGUAAUGUAAUGUAAUGUAUACAUUAAAAAAUGAACAUACUGCAUACACUUAUAGAAAAUAAAGUACAUUAUUCUACUUUAGGGGUACAAUGGCUUGUCACUGAAGCAGCACCCUCUAAGCAGUGUUGUAGUCCAGUCACUAAAUCUCAAGUCCAAGUCUAGUCUUGAGUCCCCAGUGUUCAAGUCCAAGUCAUUAAAGAAAAUUUCGAGUCGAGUUGAGUCCAUUAUUGAGCCAAGUCGAGUCCGAGAACAAGACUCCAACCACACCAUUUGUGAAACCAUCUCUGCUACUGUGUUGGACUAACAUUACUGCUCGACUGCCCCAUUUUAGUUAAUAGGCUACAGAAAAAAUGCUUGUUCAUUGCUCAGCAAGCCCCGCCCACUAUCAACAGGGCAAAUAGCAUGAGAGAGGGUUAACACUAGCUAGUUCAUCGCUCAGCAAGCAAGCCCCGCUAUCAAAAGAGCAAUGAACAUAGCAUGUCACUUACUUCUCUGGGUGGAGUCUUGCCAAAUGACAAUAGAAGUUCAAGGUUGUCCCCGUCGUCAACUCGAGACAUAAGGAACACAUAGCAGUGCAUUUUUUUCCACUGCACAAGAAGUCUGUAUAGGCAAAGAGGACAAUACUAGGAGCGUUCUCUCCAGGCAUUUUAGCACUAUUAACGUUAGUUUGUUCCUGAA
Neoarius graeffei (lesser salmon catfish) is the source of this 3584-nucleotide messenger RNA. RefSeq names its product EH-domain containing 2a (gene ehd2a). Bases 318 to 1976 code for a protein of 552 amino acids. Gene Ontology annotation, biological process: endocytosis; endosomal transport. The transcript is spliced from 7 exons. Gene Ontology annotation, molecular function: GTP binding; protein binding; calcium ion binding. The record is from RefSeq and is a predicted model, not a curated record. Gene Ontology annotation, cellular component: plasma membrane; cytoplasm. NCBI's taxonomy places the organism in Eukaryota, Metazoa, Chordata, Actinopteri, Siluriformes, Ariidae.